AUUGCAUUCCUAGGCAUCGCUAACUCGUGAAGUAUUCCAGACGAAAUGUCUUUGAAGCUGUCCCUUUAAAACUCGAGCGAGCUACCAGGCAAACUCCGCCUCCAGGGAGGUUCCUUAUUUAAUAGGAGCCAGCUGGCUGGGUCAGGGCUCAAUACCCCAAGCAAUACCUGCUACUGAGCGUUUUUCUCGGGAGACCGCAAGGCAGGCGGCAUGGCUCAAGAGUUUGUCAACUGCAAAAUCCAGCCUGGGAAGGUGGUUGUGUUCAUCAAGCCCACCUGCCCUUACUGCAGGAAGGCCCAGGAGAUCCUCAGUCAAUUGCCCAUCAAACAAGGGCUUCUGGAAUUUGUCGAUAUCACAGCCACCAAGCACACUAACGAGAUUCAGGAUUAUCUGCUACAGCUCACGGGAGCAAGAACGGUGCCUCGAGUCUUUAUCGGUAAGGAUUGCAUAGGCGGAUGCAGUGAUCUAGUGAGCAUGCAGGAGAGUGGGGAGCUGCUGACGCGGCUAAAGCAGAUUGGAGCUCUGCAGUAACCACAGAGCAGGUUCCACGCUGAUGUCCCCCGUCAAGAACUGGAUGGCAUUGCAAAUGAUGACAGCAUUUCCUAGUGGAUGAAUUUGGGAGCAUAAACAGCUUUUUUCUUCUUUCGGCUCAGUAUUUAAAAGUGGAUCAACUUGCUGUUAGCCACAGUGCCAAGAAGAUUGACAGGCCAUCUUUGUUUUCUUCUAGAUGUGCUCUUUGGUUUUCAGAGACUGUGACAAGUUCUGGGCUAGGAUUCGUUCACUGAUCCUCAAUUGUUCUUUCUCUUGGGUACGAAUUUCUUUCUUUUUUUUUUGAGAUGGAGUCUUGCUCUGUCACCCAGGCUGUAGUGCAGUGGCACAAUCUCUGUUCACGGCAUCCUCCACCGCUGGGGUUUAAGCGAUUCCCCUACCUCAGCCUCCUGAGUAGCUGGGACUACAGGUG
Saimiri boliviensis boliviensis (Bolivian squirrel monkey) is the source of this 961-nucleotide messenger RNA. It is a transcript of the gene GLRX, whose product is annotated as glutaredoxin. Gene Ontology annotation, cellular component: mitochondrion. The record is from RefSeq and is a predicted model, not a curated record. NCBI's taxonomy places the organism in Eukaryota, Metazoa, Chordata, Mammalia, Primates, Cebidae. Gene Ontology annotation, molecular function: glutathione disulfide oxidoreductase activity.